AGGCAAACUAGGCCGGCCCAUUAAUUCCUCCUACGAAUCGAUCUGGGCUGUGACCCUAGUACCCGACGUGUAUAUAACAACAUCCUCUCCAUCGCUUAGGGUUUCUCCUCGGACGCAGCCGGCGGCUUAGGGUUUUGUAGCUGUCGCCGAUCCAAGGUCCGAGGAGCGAGGAGGAGAUCCGCCAUGGCGCCGCCGCAGCCCAAGUCGGGGCUCUUCGUCGGCAUCAACAAGGGCCACGUCGUCACCAAGCGCGAGCUGCCACCUCGCCCGUCCGACCGCAAGGGGAAAAGUACCAAGAGAGUGAAUUUUGUCAGGGGCUUGAUUAGGGAGGUUGUGGGAUUUGCUCCAUAUGAGAAACGAAUCACUGAGCUUCUGAAGGUUGGAAAGGACAAGCGUGCACUGAAGGUCGCUAAGAGAAAGCUCGGUACCCACAAGAGAGCAAAGAAGAAGAGAGAGGAGAUGGCGGGUGUCAUCAGGAAGAUGAGGUCUGCUGGUACUACUGACAAGAAGAAAUAGAAGUUUCAAGUUGAAGAUCUUUUUGCAAUCCUUAUUGUAAUUCAUUUAUAUGGACCUAUAGUAAGCUCUAGAUCGAGGUGCUGUAUUGCCGUUGAGAACAUUGCAAUGCUAUUGAGGAGCAUUGAAAUUUUGGCACAUGUUUCGAUACAUCGGUUUUGUCACAAUUUCUCAGGGUUCUAUUGCCCUUGAUUCUGUGGAGUUUUGUCCUUGAAA
Molecule: messenger RNA, 729 nt
Organism: Oryza sativa Japonica Group (Japanese rice)
Lineage: Eukaryota; Viridiplantae; Streptophyta; Magnoliopsida; Poales; Poaceae
Product: large ribosomal subunit protein eL36x
Biological process (GO): cytoplasmic translation
Cellular component (GO): ribosome; cytosolic large ribosomal subunit
Molecular function (GO): structural constituent of ribosome
Source: RefSeq, a predicted model, not a curated record